Messenger RNA from Rhea pennata, 696 nucleotides. RefSeq names its product olfactory receptor 14A16-like. The transcript has 2 exons. Gene Ontology annotation, biological process: G protein-coupled receptor signaling pathway. NCBI's taxonomy places the organism in Eukaryota, Metazoa, Chordata, Aves, Rheiformes, Rheidae. Gene Ontology annotation, molecular function: olfactory receptor activity; odorant binding; G protein-coupled receptor activity. The annotation marks the transcript as partial. Gene Ontology annotation, cellular component: membrane. The record is from RefSeq and is a predicted model, not a curated record.
GACCUUGGCUCCAUCUCCACCACUGUCCCCAAAUCCAUGGCCAAUUCCCUGAGGAACACCAGGUCCAUUUCCUACUCGGGAUGUGCUGCCCAGGUCUUCCUAGUUUUCUUCUUGUUUUCAGCAGAGUAUUCUCUCCUCACUGUCAUGGCCUAUGAUCGCUAUGUUGCCAUCUGCAAUCCCCUGCACUAUGGCACAAUCAUGGACAGCAGAGCUUGUGUCAGAAUGGCAGCAGCUGCCUGGGCCAGUGGGUUUCUCAAUGCUCUCCUGCACACUGGAAAUGCUUUUUCACUACCGCUCUGCCAAGGCAACACAGUGGACCAGUUCUUCUGUGAAAUUUCCCAGAUCCUCAAGCUCUCCUGCGCAGACUCCUACCUCAGGGAAGUUGAGCUUCUUGGGAUUAUUAGCUGUUUAAUCUUAGGGUGUUUCAUUUUCAUUGUGCUGUCCUACGUGCAGAUCUUCAGGGCUGUGCUGAGGAUCCCCUCCGAGCAGGGCCGACACAAAGCCUUUCCCAUGUGCCUCCCUCACCUGGCCGUGGUCUCCCUGUUUCUCAGCACUAUCAUGUUUGCCUACCUGAAGCCACCUUCUAUCUCCUCCCCAGUUCUGGAUCUGGUGCUGGCUGUUCUGUACGCAGUGGUGCCUCCAACACCAGAGAUUCUGGGUGGGAGGUUUUCAGAUGCAGUGAUACUGGUCAAAUAG